Messenger RNA from Ruditapes philippinarum (Manila clam), 1462 nucleotides. Its product is annotated as synaptotagmin-1-like. The transcript has 8 exons. The annotation marks the transcript as partial. The record is from RefSeq and is a predicted model, not a curated record. Gene Ontology annotation, biological process: regulation of dopamine secretion; calcium-ion regulated exocytosis; cellular response to calcium ion. Gene Ontology annotation, molecular function: phosphatidylserine binding; SNARE binding; calcium-dependent phospholipid binding. NCBI's taxonomy places the organism in Eukaryota, Metazoa, Mollusca, Bivalvia, Venerida, Veneridae.
CCUUGUGACAAUAAAUCAAACGACGGUCACGUGGUCUGUUUACGUGGAUGUAUGUGAAUGAAUAAAUGUUUGAAUAAAUGGGAACAUCUUCACUUAUCUGUAAAUGCUGUUUAUAAAUGUCUUAAGGAUAUUGAUAUAUUAUGGGUGUUGAAUGAAAUGUUUAAGAUAUUUGAUAAAAGCAGUGGAUUAAUUAGACAGCGUGACGUUAGCAUGGUAGUAUGAGUGGAGAAGUGACAGGGGAUCAUGGAAAUAAAACUGAUUCUGGUAUUAUAAAAACGUUUCUAGAUACAGAUGGCAAAAUGAGUUUAUUUUAUCUGGUGGCAUGUGUUACAGGAAUAUUUUUCCUCCUACUGUUAUGUGUAGUGGUCAUGUUAAUCAAAAACCGUCACAAAAACAGGACACCUUCUAGCUUGUUCCUCGCGGAGAUGCAUAAUGGAAGGUCCACGUGCAAGUCCGCACCACUUUCAAGAAUACAGUCUCCUGUGAGGGAGAAGCGGAAAUCAUGUCCUAAUGCAUAUGGUUCUGUGGAUGAAGCUAUCGUAAGGUCAAGUACGUUCGAUAAUCUACCAAAUAUGGAAACUGAAUGGGUCCAGCCCUCACCGGAAGGAGAUAAAUCAAAAAGUCUUACGGCAUUACAGUAUCAGGCUAACUUUCUUGGGACGCAUGCUCAAGUACCUUUUACUAGGACUGAGAGUGAAAAUGUGCUCCCGGGGAGCACUUACACAGAUCCCAGCGAGCAUGGCCGUAUAUGGUUUACUGUACUUUAUGACGCCACAUCUAGCAUUCUCUUAGUUACCAUCAUAAAGGUCAAAGAGUUACAAGGUCGAAAUAUGGAUGAAAAUUACAGGGAUCCAUUUGUCAAAGUUUUUCUUUUACCAGACGAAAAUAUCUGUCAUUCAACAAAAACUGUUAAGAAAACACUUAACCCAUCAUUUAACGAAACUUUUAGUUUCGAGGUGAAUCAAGAAGAUAUAGGGCAGCGGAGUCUUCGAUUUUCUGUAUAUGACGUAGACAGACGUCGAUUACGUCAUACACUCGGUCACGUGGUUGUACCACUCCAAGAUCUCAAUAUGGACUCAUCUGACAUAAUAUGUAAAGAUUUGGAGCAAGAAAUACAUUAUGGGUCAUCAUUAGGUGAUCUGAAUAUUGCGUUAACGUAUCUUCCACAUACAGAAAGAUUGAAAAUAGUUAUACUCAGGGCUAAAAAUAUCCGUCCAAAGCCCGAUCCUGAUACAGGUUUUUAUGUGCGUCUCCUGGUCUACUAUGGUCAACAAGUUAGUGAAAAACAAGCAUACACUUACCAGAUGGCAUUACGGAAGUCAACUUCAAUGAAAUCAUUUGCAUUUAGUACGACGAAUAAAAGCAUAGAAAAUUUCAAUUUUGUUGUAACUUUAGUGAAGACUAAACGGCAAGCAAUCGGAAGUGACGUCGAACUUGGUAGCGUGACUCUUGGAUCAUUCAU